Molecule: messenger RNA, 2717 nt
Organism: Oncorhynchus gorbuscha (pink salmon)
Lineage: Eukaryota; Metazoa; Chordata; Actinopteri; Salmoniformes; Salmonidae
Product: synaptotagmin-14-like
Exons: 11
Coding region: 427-2715 (762 amino acids)
Source: RefSeq, a predicted model, not a curated record
AGCGCAGCGGUCAGGAUGGUCUUGGAUCAGGCUAUCAAACAAUGCCCCCUUCCUUUAAACACAAGAAUAACCUCUCCCCAAUUUUUACCCCCUCGCUUUGGUUCCAUCUGGAACAGAAGAUAAUGGCGGUUGAUGGUGGUGGAGGGAGGAGCUGUGGCGUGCAUGAGCUCAUCUGUGCCAGAAGAGUGACUCCAGAGCUGCUAGGAGUCCUAUCCUCCAUUGCGGCCUUCGUGGCCGUGUUGGCUCUAUUUUGUCUUUACGUCAGCAACAAGCUGUCAGUGGAGAGUGCCAGCGAGCUGCCAUGCCUCGACAACUAUAGGCCCAACCAGCAAGCCAGAGCCUGUGAUGAGAUGAUAAGAUAAUCUAGAACCCACCAGACAGUGUGGAGAAGGACAGCCACCACAGCCGUCAGCAAGUCCACCUAACAUGGCGUUCUUCAAGAGCUUUGGGCAGAACCUACCAUCUGUAAACAUCUCCUCCAUCUUGGAUUCAGUCAGCAGCAGAGUGGACGACCUAGCCAGUGCUGUCAGUGAUGCCACCUACAGCGUCAGUGACCAGCUGACCGAGCUCAGCGACCAGGUCAUCAAGAAGGUGCAGACGGAGGAGGAGGAGGCUGCAGAAGCGACAGAGGGGGCCCAGGACAGCAAGGAAGGAAAGGCCCAGGAAGGGAUAGCAGACUCAUUCAGGAGCAAAAUAAAGAGGCAGGCUUCUGAGGCCUGCUCAAGCUUGGCAGACUACAGCUCCAACCUCAGCCAAUCCAAUGACUCGAAGAAUAACCAAUCGAGUGACGUGACAGCAGAGGACUAUGUUCCAGCCCAAUUGGAAUGGGUGUGGAAAGAUGGAGGCUGGCGAGUGGUAAAACCAGGGGAGAGUUCUGCAGAGGACAAGGAAAAGGAGGAGAAAAGGAAGGAGGAGGAAAAGACGAAGAAAGAGGAGAAGGAGAAGAGAAAGGCAGAGAAAGACAAGAAGAAGGAGGAGAGGCUGAAACAGGAGGAAGAGAAGAAAAAUAGCCAUCAAGAGACCAUUGAGGAAGAGCCUGAAGAUAAAGAAACCAGCUCAUUGCCGAAAGAGACCCACACUGCUAGUCAGAACAAAGAGGGCCAGAAAGAGGACAAAUCCAAUGGGAUCCACCAGAGUGACGACCAUAGUGAUCCACCGCAAUCUCUUUGCCCUGAGGAAGAGUCAAGAGCAUCCCAAAAGAAAAACAAGGGGAAAGCUGAAGAGGAGGAAGAGAAUGAGAUGAGUCCCGAGGGAGAUGGAGAGACUGAACCUGCUAUGUCUCCCGUUUCUGAGAAAAAUAAGAAAAAGAGUGACAAGAAGAAAGAGAAAGUGAAAGGGAAGAAAGAGAGCAAGAAGACGAAUAAAGAGGAUAAAGAGCAGAGCUGCCCAGAGCGUGGCUCUGAGGAGGACAGUGAAGAGGACAGACCAGGGGGACACUCUGAACCCUCAGCCCAGCACAGAGCCUCAGUCUGGGACAACCGACACAAACACACCAGCGACCACAGCAGUGAGGCCUCCGCCGGACAAGCCAACAGCAUCCAGCGGAUGAGACGAGGCUCUCCCCUCAACGAGCUCCAGCCACCCCCGUAUCAGGACGAGAAUAGUUCGGUCCGGGUGUCUCGCUCGCGUUCUGGGGCGGGGGGUCUGGGGGAGUCGUCCCCAGACGUUAAUGGUACACAGCGCUCCAGUGAGGCCAGCGUUGACCCGGACACUGAGAGUUACCUCAACAAGGGCUAUGAUGAGGAUGUACCUAGUGACAGCACUGCCGUCCUGGGACCAGAGGAUGGUUCAACCUCCCAUCUUCACGUAGGCUAUGAGCCGGAGCCGCUGGCCAAGUACGGCACACUGGACGUGGCCUUCGAGUACGACUCGGGCGAGCAACGCCUUGCCGUCACUGUCACCGCAGCAACCGACAUCCCCGCACUCAAACAGACAGGGAACAUUGCGUGGCAGGUGCACCUGGUGCUGCUGCCCACUAAGAAGCAACGGGCCAAGACGGGGGUGCAGAGGGGGCCGUGUCCCAUGUUCACAGAGACCUUCCGCUUCACCCGGGUGGAGCAGGGGGCGCUGGCGGACCACGCCGUCAGGUUCCGUCUCUACAGCGUUAGGAGGAUGAAGAAGGAGAAGGUGCUGGGAGAGAAGGUGUUCUACUUGACCAAACUCAACCUGCAGGGCAAGAUGGCGCUGCCCGUUACACUGGAGCCUGGCACAGCACUAACGGGCUGUGGGUCGUUGGUGAGUGUGUCUCGCAGCGUGGCAGCUUUGUCCUACCGCUCUACAUGGGACUCCACACCAGAGAUCCUGCUGGGCCUCAUCUAUAACUCCACCACUGGCAGGCUCUCUGCAGAGGUCAUCCAGGGCAGACAGUUCAACAACACAGCCUCAGACAAACCUCCCAACACCUAUGUGAAGCUGACUAUGCUGGACUCCAAGGGCAAGGAGAUGUCUAAGUGCAAGACGUCGGUGUGCCGCGGUCAGCCCAACCCCACCUACAAGGAGACCUUUGUCUUUCAGGUGGCCCUCUUCCAGCUCUCCGAGGUUUCCCUGGUGGUGUCGGUGUACAGCCGAAGGAGCAGCAUGAAGGCCAGGGAGAAGGUGGGCUGGCUGUCCCUGGGGCUCAACAGCACUGGAGAGGAGCAGCAGGCACACUGGAGCCAGAUGAAGGAGGCCGAGGGACAGCAGGUGUGCCAUUGGCACACGCUCUCGGAAUCUUGAAC